CAGGGAUCCCCUCAUCAUCACUGCAUCAUUCAGCUGAUACCUGAAUAACAUCACCUCACAUUUACCUGACAGAACAGUUGAUCAGUUGAUCAUCACCAUGAAGACUGUCCUGGUCCUCUCCAUUCUCCUCUGUGCUGCAUUUGCAGCUCCACAACCAGAGGGAGAGAAGACAAACGAAGCGAAGGCUCCAGAAGCAGCAGUGGAGGUCCUGAAGGAAGAGGUUGUUGCUGCACCUGAGAUGGACAAGAUGAUGAAGGAUGAGGAAGUACUUGUGCCAGAAGAAUUUGUCCCUGUUCCCAGAAAUGCACCUGUGUCUGAGGAAGCAGCAGCACCUGAAUCUCGUUUCAACUUCUGUCCAAGAGGCUGGUUACAGCAUGGCUCUCGCUGCUUCGUGGUCAUCUCUACUUCCAAGACCUGGUACAGUGCUAAGGAGCACUGCAACAUCCUGGGUGCCCACCUGGCCUCGGCCACCAACACAGCAGAGUACAGCUUCCUCCAGCAGAUGACACAACUACACGGUUUGACCUCCACAUGGCUGGGAGGCCUCUACCUGCAGGGCCAGUGGAUGUGGAUUGACCAGGAGGGUUUCACCAGCUUGUACUCACUCCCCUCCCCCAGCAGCUACCCCUGCAUCUACUUACGCAGCAACCAUGGUUGGUGUAACACCGGGUGUGGCACUGCUUUUCCCUUCAUCUGUUCCAAGAUCCCUGAGAACUGUUAACAUACAGACUUCUCAUCUGGGGCCUUUAGACGGAUCAGCCAGGAUUUUUUUUUUUCAUUCGCAUCCAACUUAUGAACGUUAUUGUGUGUCUUAAUGAAUUAUACUUUUCUUUUUGUAUCCUGCGUACUCUACCUGUGAGUGUUAAAUGAUUAAAUAUGAAGUUACUGUUGUGUAAAAGCAUUUCUGUUUGUGGUUAUGGCAGCAGUUCUGUAAUAAAAACUUGAAAGAAUA
This is a messenger RNA of Epinephelus fuscoguttatus (brown-marbled grouper), 952 nucleotides long. Its product is annotated as ladderlectin-like. Lineage: Eukaryota; Metazoa; Chordata; Actinopteri; Perciformes; Serranidae. The coding region runs from base 98 to 721 and encodes 207 amino acids. The record is from RefSeq and is a predicted model, not a curated record. The transcript has 10 exons.